Messenger RNA from Striga hermonthica, 891 nucleotides. Lineage: Eukaryota; Viridiplantae; Streptophyta; Magnoliopsida; Lamiales; Orobanchaceae. The record is from the annotation of a GenBank genome assembly.
AUGGGUCCUCUGUUUGGAGCUCUCAUCGUCACAACAUUUGCGGCGUCGGUGGUUUUUCCGUUGCCCGGGGCAGCCGGAAUCAAAGGCUCCUUCGACGACAAUUUCAGCAAGAGCUGCCCGGAGACCAAUUUCAAGACUUCUGAGGAUGGCCAGAUCUGGUACCUCUCCCUGAAUAAACAAGCAGGUUGCGGGUUCAUGACGAAGCAGAGAUACAGAUUCGGGUGGUUCAGUAUGAAACUUAAGCUUGUUGGGGGCGACUCAGCUGGAGUUGUCACUGCUUAUUAUAUGUGCUCGGAAGAUGGAGCAGGUCCGGAGAGGGAUGAGGUUGACAUCGAGUUCUUGGGUAACAGGACAGGGCAGCCUUACCUCAUACAGACGAAUGUGUACAAAAAUGGAACCGGCAACCGUGAGAUGAGGCACAGUCUAUGGUUUGACCCGACCGAGGAUUAUCACAGCUAUUCUAUCCUAUGGAACAAUCACCAGUUAGUGUUUUUCGUGGACGAGGUUCCCAUCAGAGUGUUCAAGAACGCAAACUACACCAACAAUUUCUUCCCCAACGAGAAGCCAAUGUACUUGUUCUCGAGCAUUUGGAACGCGGACGAUUGGGCCACGAGGGGCGGACUCGAAAAGACCGAUUGGAAAAAAGCGCCUUUUGUCUCGUCUUAUAAGGACUUCAAUGUGGACGCUUGCCAAUGGGAGGACCCUUAUCCUGCGUGUGUCUCGACUACUACCGAUAAUUGGUGGGACCAAUACAACGCGUGGCACCUCUCGAACGAUCAGAAGAAGGACUACGCGUGGGUCCAGAGGAACCUCGUCGUGUACGAUUAUUGCAAGGAUACCGAGAGGUUUCCUAAGCUGCCCGAGGAGUGCUGGCUUGACCCAUGGGCGUGA